Messenger RNA from Moesziomyces antarcticus, 2934 nucleotides. RefSeq lists its product as uncharacterized. NCBI's taxonomy places the organism in Eukaryota, Fungi, Basidiomycota, Ustilaginomycetes, Ustilaginales, Ustilaginaceae. The transcript has a single exon. The record is from RefSeq and is a predicted model, not a curated record. The coding region runs from base 1 to 2934 and encodes 977 amino acids.
AUGGCGUCGGCAUCGGCUCAUCCGGAGCUGUCGCAGCCCGUAUCGCUGCUGGCACAUCCGAGUGCAGCUCCGGCCGAACUCGCACGCCACGCUGCGCUCCCAGCCACCGGAUUCUCGUCCACAAAGUGCUCCACCGUCAGCACCGGUGCAGCCUACAAGCUAUCGUCGGAUGCGAGGACGCUGCGCAGGCUCAAGGGCACUCUGCCCAUCCUCGUCGCUGCCAACGCGCUCAACCUGGUGAACCCGCAGACGCAGACGCCCAUCCAGAGCUUCACCCUCUCUUCCGCCGACACAGCUUCGUCCGCUCCCCUCACGCUGCUCAGCUCGCUCGGCGCCGGUCGAUCGCUCCGCACCACCUACGUCGGCAUCGAGUCCCACAAACGCUCCAAGUCCGGCCGCGCCGCCGUCGCCGCAUCUCACGAGCUGUGGGCGUUCGUCGAAGAACUCUCCGCCAAGAGCAAGGAGAACGCCGAGGUGCAGUUCAAGAAGGAGGUGCUCCCCCUCGACAAGCCUGUCCGCCUCAUCCACCCGCUCAGCGAUGGACGCUUGGUGCUCACCCAUCCCGACGACAGCCUCACGCUCGUCUCGUCGUCGCCCAUCACCUUUGACGACGAAGCCUCGGUACAGACCGCAUCGACGUCGAUGCAGGUGGUGCAGACCAUCGACGCAACCAACGGCGCGGGCCACCAACGCUCCCAUUUUUACGUCAACAUCCUCGACGCACCUUCUGCCAAAGCUCUCGUCUCGCACUCUUCGCAGAUCGAAGAGGCGGCUCUUCUUGGCUUGCGCAUCGCCGUCACCUCGGACUACAUCCUUGCCAGCACAUCUGCCAAGGCCGGCGACGAUUCCAAGAAGAAAAAGAGGUCAAAGCGCUCCAAGAAGGAUGCCAGCUCCAAACCCAGCGCCAAAGAUGCCCAAGACGACGACGACGUGGCCGCUUCGAGCGGCCAUCUUCCCGCCAAGGGCGCCCCCAGCGGUCCGCUCACGCUUGAGCUCACUGCAUUUGUCAAGAGCUUCGACGGCGCCUCGGACGCGAUGGCUGCUCUGGUCAAGCUAGGAAGAAUCGAGGUGCCAGGCUUCACCAGCGCUCGUCACGUUCAGGAUGUGCACUUCCACUCGGCCGGCCGUCUGGCGCUUCUGGGCAUCGACGGCCAAUUGACCAGCUUCAAGCUCUCCACCUCCAGCAGCGCUGAGCCGGUGCUGGUCCGAAGCGGCGCGAGCUUACUUCCGGCUCUGGCUCCGGCGAGCAAUGCACGUCCGUCGUCGUCGUCGACCGCCUCGCCGGCGUGCUGUCUGCUUCUGAGCCGCGACCAUGCGCUGGUCGUCGGCGUGACGCGCGCCACACCGGCUACGCAGGACAAGGAGCGCAUCGCGGCGCUCAUCGUUGAUGUGGAGCUGGGCGCAGUGCUGCGUGAGAUCGACUGGGCCGUUCCGUUUGUUGCGCCCUCGAGCGCGGCUGCAUCCACGCUCGGCCUGCUGCAGCGCAUGACGACCAUCUCGGCAACGCGCAUCGCGGGCUCGACCAGCGUCAUCACCAUCGGCGCUCCCACGGUGGCAGCGCGCAUCUCGGACUCGUCCGCCAACGCAGAGGCACUCCUGCAGCUGCAGCAGCGCCGACUCUGCGUGCUCUCGAUGCCGUUUGUGGUGCCCGAGGCGAGCGUGCUGCGCGAUGCACUCGGAAAGGGCGAUCUCACGGCGCGAUGGAUUCAGACGGCUGCCACGGACGCAGCGGACGCAGCUGGCGUGUCGGCAUCGGAUGCGAGCCGAGCGGACGUCUUGGACCAGAUCAAGCGCAUCUCACAGGCGACCGGCAAUGCCAAGGCGAAGGGCGCCGAGAUCAACACGCUCAUCAGCCAGUGGAUCGAGGCUUCUACGGCGGACGGACGCAUGGUGGAGACCAUGUCUGCACCCGAGGCGGAUACGGCGUUCUUUGGCGAGCUGCUCGACGUGCUGCUUCCGGCGCCGUCUUCACGCAAGGGUAGCGCGUCUGGCUUGACUGCAUCGGCGGCAUUGGUGACGAUGCUCAAGCAUGCACGGGUGCAUCCGUCUGUGUUUGCAUCGCUGCAGCCCACGGCGGGAUCGACGGCGGCGAACGGUGCGGUUGCGUCGCCCUCCAACGCAGCACGUCUUUCGGAAUUCUGGGCGAGGAUCGGGAGCAGCAACGAGCCGAAGCUGGUGCGUGCGGCGAUUGAGCGGCUUCCGGAAGUGUCGGAAGAGACGCUGGUAUCGCUGCUCAUGACGGCGGUGCGAGGGCUUAGCGCGUCGAGCGCAUCCAAGGCGGCAGCUGGGUUCAUGGCGCUGGUGGUGGAGCUGGUGGAGGUGCCGGUAUCGCGGGCGGCUCUGAGGAGUGCGCUCAAGACGCAGCUGCGCGACGAUGUCGAGUCGGUGGUGGCGCUGCUGCAGAUGUGCAACGCGUGGAUCAGCCAGACGAUUCAACUGCCUCUGCAGGUGGUUGAGCGCGGGGAUGACAGCAAGAUGCCCAAGGCGGAAGCGGCGAUGGCGCUGGCGACGGAUGUGCUCGACACGUUCUUCCCGCUGCUGCUCACGACGCCGCGCACGCACGCUACGGUGGAGGCGCUCUCGGCGACGAUCGGACGAUACGUGCAGCUGAUGUCGACGCUGCGACUUGUGAAUGCGCCGCUGUCGGCGUUUGCCAAGCUGCAGCAGGAGAAUGCGCUGCUGAGCGAGGCGGCGAGCCGCGACAAGAAGAGCAGCAAGAGAGGCACGUCGUUGGCGGCGAGUGGCGCCAUGGCGUCGGCGGGCAAUGCCAAGGUGCACGCGAGCAGCAAGGCCGAGGCGACGGCGAGGGCCGAGAUGGGCGGUGGACUGGGACUCAAGCUGGGCACCAUGGGCGAGGCCAAGACGCGCCGUCUGCAACUGUUGGAGCAGAGCAUGCUGGUGGGCGCCUACAGCUUCGAGCGUCUCGAGAUCUGA